This is a messenger RNA of Adineta steineri, 1407 nucleotides long. Lineage: Eukaryota; Metazoa; Rotifera; Eurotatoria; Adinetida; Adinetidae. The record is from the annotation of a GenBank genome assembly.
AUGGAAUGUUUCCGACAUCCAGUACAAUCAACCGUUGUUCGGACAACUCGUGUACUUUCUGCUCUUCUUAGUAUUGUUGCAAAAUCUGAAUCUCAUGAUAAAUUUAAAGUUACGCCUACAUCGAUACCAUAUUUAGCAGCAUUAGUUAGUGUUGUUGAAGAAGUUCGUACACGUUGUCCAGUUAAAAAUCGAUCUAAUAUCAUUCCAACACCGACAUCUACAAAUACGAAUAAUAUAACAUUAUCAUCAUCAUCGAAUAUGAAUCCUGUUUCACAUAUACCACAAUCAAAUUCCAGUACAUCAUUUAAUGAUAUAAUGAAUUCGACUGGUUCAACGCCACUUAAUAUUCAACAAGCAGCUUUUAAUCGACGAUUAAAACCUUGGGAUUCAUCUUAUAUGGAUAAAACAAAAAAAGUCGGUGGUAGUGUAUCAACAAUGAAUAAUUCACGUUUAUUAGGUAUUCUACCACAUGCUCGAUAUUAUCAACCAAGUGAUAUUGACAAUGUUAUACCAAGAAUUGUACCAAAACCACCUUCAACACAUAUGAAAUUACAAGAAACUAAACAAUCAAUACCAACUAUUACAGUUGCACCACAUAUUUUACCUGACACACAACAAACAUCACAAGUAAUUGGUGAAACAAAUCUUUUAUUAGAUCCAAAUGUAUUAACAGAUACAUCAACACAAGCACUAUUAUUAACAGUAUUAGCAACACUUGUACGUAAUACAUCUGAUGAAAAUGAAAUGAGAAUAUUAUAUGAAUAUUUAUCGGAAUCAAGUAUUGUAUUUUCGAAAGUCUUUCCAGUUAUACAUAAUUUAUUAGAUGCAAAAAUAAAUUCUGUUCUUUCAUUAUCACAUGAUGAAUCUAUAUUAGCAUCUGUACAAGCAGUAAUCUAUCAAAUGAUUGCUUGCUCAGCCGGUGAUGAUGCUAGUCAACAACAACAACAACUUAGCUAUUUACAAUCAUGUGGUUUUGGAGGUUUAUGGCGUUUUGCUGGACCAUUUACAGUAUCAAGACAAAAUCCUGAUAAUGUUGAAUUAUUUGUUAAUUGGUUAGAAGCUAUGGUUGAAACAUGUUUGCCAUCAUUAGAUGAACAUGAAGAUGGUUCAGGAAAUAGUGGUAUUGGAAGUGGAUCAACAGGAAAUUAUGGAACACGACAUGCAUCUUUACAACAUCAUCAUAAUUUUCGACAUCAUCAUCAUUAUUCUGCAUCAUCAGCUGCAGCUUGUCUCAAUGCUAAUCUAUCUUCAUCUAUGUCAAGUGUUUCAAUGGAUUCAAUUCGUUCACCAUCAGAUCGUGAUGCACAAUUUUUUGAUUUAAAUGAUCUUAAUCGACCUACACAAUCUCAUUCAUUAACAAGCAAUUAUGAACGAUCUCGUAUAACUCAAAAACCAAAUCUUAUUUAA